Molecule: messenger RNA, 1056 nt
Organism: Elephantulus edwardii (Cape elephant shrew)
Lineage: Eukaryota; Metazoa; Chordata; Mammalia; Macroscelidea; Macroscelididae
Product: heterogeneous nuclear ribonucleoprotein F-like
Exons: 3
Coding region: 1-1056 (351 amino acids)
Biological process (GO): regulation of RNA splicing
Cellular component (GO): nucleoplasm; ribonucleoprotein complex
Molecular function (GO): RNA binding
Source: RefSeq, a predicted model, not a curated record
AUGAUGCUGGGUCCUGAGGGAGGUGAAGGAUUUGUGGUCAAGCUCCGCAGCUUGCCAUGGUCUUGUUCUAUUGAAGAUGUGCAGAAUUUCCUGUCUGAAUGCAAAAUUCAUGAUGGCGUGGCAGGUGUUCAUUUCAUCUAUACUCGAGAAGGCAGGCAGAGUGGUGAAGCUUUUGUUGAACUUGAAUCAGAAGAUGAUGUAAAAAUGGCCCUGAAUAAAGACAGAGAAAGCAUGGGGCACCGCUAUAUUGAGGUAUUCAAGUCACAUAGAACCGAAAUAGAUUGGGUGUUGAAGCACAGCGGUCCAAAUAGUGCCGACACUGCCAAUGAUGGCUUUGUGCGCCUUCGAGGACUCCCAUUUGGAUGCACGAAAGAAGAAAUUGUUCAGUUCUUCUCAGGGUUAGAAAUCAUGCCUAAUGGGAUCACUUUGCCAGUGGACCCUGAGGGCAAGAUUACAGGGGAAGCCUUUGUGCAAUAUGCUUCACAGGAAUUAGCUGAGAAGGCUCUAGGGAAGCACAAGGAAAUAAUAGGGCACAGGUAUAUAGAAGUGUCCAAGAGCAGUCAGGAAGAAGUGAGAUCAUACUCCGAUCCCCCUCUAAAGUUCAUGUCUGUGCAGCGACCAGGCCCCUAUGACAGGCCUGGUACUGCCCGGAGAUACAUUGGCAUUGUCAAACAAGCAGGCUUUGACAGAAUGAGGUCUGGGGCUUAUAGCACAGGUUAUGGGGGCUAUGAGGAGUAUAGUGGCCUCAGUGACAGCUAUGGUUUCACCACUGAUUUAUUUGGAAGAGAUCUCAGUUACUGUCUGUCAGGAAUGUAUGAUCACAGAUAUGGAGACAGCGAGUUUGCUGUUCAGAGCACAACUGGACACUGUGUCCACAUGAGGGGGCUUCCAUACAAAGCGACUGAGAAUGAAAUUAAUUCUUUUUUCUCCCCACAGAAGUAUGGUGAGCCCAAAACUAGUCAUAUUAACCUGUACCUACCUAAAAGAAAGGCUGUCAAAGCAGGCAUUUACAUGAACUGUACAAAUAUAAAAUGGGAGCAAUUUUUGGAUAAAUGA